Sparassis crispa is the source of this 2865-nucleotide messenger RNA. Its product is annotated as TFP11-domain-containing protein. Gene Ontology annotation, biological process: spliceosomal complex disassembly. Bases 1 to 2865 code for a protein of 954 amino acids. Lineage: Eukaryota; Fungi; Basidiomycota; Agaricomycetes; Polyporales; Sparassidaceae. The record is from RefSeq and is a predicted model, not a curated record. Gene Ontology annotation, cellular component: U2-type post-mRNA release spliceosomal complex. The transcript is spliced from 6 exons. Gene Ontology annotation, molecular function: nucleic acid binding.
AUGGCUCGUCGGAAGCGACAGCUGCUCGAAGACUCUUCUGACUCUUCUGACGGCUCUGAAGGCGACAUUAACGACUAUGGUCCCGACCAGAACGAUCCGGAUGCACGCGAAGAACGAGCAUUAUUCGAGGACCCUUACAAGCGCAAGCGCAGGCGGAAGAACGGAAAGGACGACGCCAUCUACGGAGUAUUCGGGAGUGAGGAUGAAGACGAGGGAUUUGGAGGAAAGAAGGGAGGGAAGGCUCAGAAGCGGAGCGACUGGACGAAGGCACCUGCGUUCGUGUCUGGAGAGAAGGUAGAGAAGGUAGACCUGGACAAGACAGUGAAGGUAGACGAAGGUAUGAAUGAUGCCUCAAGUGGUGAGGAGGGUGUUGAGCAGGGUGAAGUGGAAGACGAGCAGGAUGAGGAGGUGGGAGAGGAGGUGGGAGAAGAGGAGGGCGAGGACGAGUCGGAGCCUUCAAAGCCGCCAUCCCCGCGUGUCCGAGAGGAAGAUCAACAAGCUGAGGAGGAGGAAACAAGACCGCGCUUUGGUGGCCUGGGCUUCGGCGCAUCCAAAGCUCAAGCUGGCGGCACGUUCUCCGGAUUCCAUAGAGGGGGGAUCGGGUCACGUCCGUUGCCUGCUGCUUCGCCGUCUCCGACACCGGUGGUCGCAGAAGACAUGCCCACAGCGUUUGGCAGCUCUCGCGCUCAACGCUCAUUUUUACGCAAUGGCGGUAGUGGGACAUCUUCUCCAAGGCCUGCAACGCCUCUCAGCACCGCUGACCGUCAGCAUUUCAGCAAGCUGGGGGGCACAUUCGGUGCGCGCUUACUUGAAAAGAUGGGUUGGCAGGCUGGCAUGGGUCUUGGUACCACCGGUGAAGGUAUCGUGACGCCUGUUGAGAGCAAACUGCGUCCGAAGGGUAUGGGUCUCGCGUUCAAAGGCUUCAAGGAGAAGACUGCUCAGGCGAAGGCCGAGGCGAGGCGGAAGGGUGAAAUCGUUAGCGACGAUGAAGAGGAGUCGAAGACGGCGGCGAGGAAGGCGCGGAAGGCUGCCAAAGCCCAGGAAGAGAAGGCCGACGCUUGGAAAAAACCCAAGAAGGUCAAAACCAGAGUCGAGCACAAGACCUAUGAGCAGAUUAUUGCAGAAGCAGGCCACGAAGUUCCGCAAGCUGGGCUUGGUCAAAUCAUCGAUGCGACUGGGGCUACGCCUCGAGAAGUAGCUUCCAUUGCUGAGGUUUCUUUGGCGUCUUGGACGCCGACUGCCGACUCCACACGGCUACCUGAAGUCCGACAUAACGUUCGUCUCAUCUCGGACGCUUGCAAGAGCGAUCUCGAUGGUCUCGCACGGGAAGCGAGAUCAUUGCAAGAACGAAAGAUUUGGACUCGUCAACAAGACCUCAGUUUACGGAAGAAAGUCGAGGAGGAGGCGGAAUUGAUUUCGCGCCUACAGCAGGUGCACCUGGUGGUAGAUAACAUCGACUCACAAGCCAAGGAGAUGGCCUCUAUGUAUGAGCCAUCCCUUGAACCGUUCUCUGCGAACUUCGAUAACUUGCUCGGAUUAUACCCCAAAGAAUUUGAUAGAUACCGGUUAGACGAGAUAAUUGUUGCAGCCAUCACACCUACUGUACGGCGAAUGUUCGCUCAAUGGCAUCCAUUGCAAGAUCCAACUGCAAUAACGCCUACCUUUCGCUUGUGGAGGCGUGCGCUGAAGAUGUCGGCGCUCGAAGAAAAGCUGCAAGAUCAGGUGCAGGUCUACGGCUCGAGCAUAGUAACAUCUGCUCCCGUAGCAGUUGAGAAACCGAUGACGCCGUAUGAAAGCCUCAUGUGGAACGUCUGGUUGCCCAAAGUGCGAUCAUCCAUCAAUAAUGACUGGUCUCCAGAAGACCCACACUCUGCAGUUCGUCUGUAUGAAGCGUGGUCAAGCUUUCUGCCUCCCUUUGUCCGCGACAAUUUCUUCGAUCAGCUGAUUUUGCCCAAGGUGUCGAAGGCUGUGGCGGAUUGGAAUCCUCGUCGCAGUAAGGUAUCCUUGCAGAGCGUCGUAUUCCCUUGGCUACCACACAUCGGCCUCCGGAUUGAGGAGGUUCUGGCAGAUGCGAGGAGAAAGGUCAAGAGCUUGUUACGGGGAUGGGUUAUUACUGAUGGCGUACCAAAGGACCUCGCCGAUUGGAAAGAUGUUUUCGACAGCAGCGAGUGGGACACGAUGCUAUUGAAGUAUAUCGUACCGAAGCUGGGAUCGAGGUUGAGGGACGACUUCCGGAUCAAUCCGCGCGACCAAGAUAUGGCGCCUCUCCAAGAGGUCAUGUUAUGGGAAUCUCUGUUACGACCAUCGAUACUGUCUCAGAUCCUCGAGACCGAGUUCUUCCCGAAGUGGCUGGAUGUCUUGCACAUUUGGUUAAUACAACCAAGUCCGAGCCUGGAAGAGGUGGCACGGUGGUACACCUUUUGGAAGGGGACGUUUACGGAAGAAGUACAGAACAUGCCAGGCGUCGCCAAGGGCUUCACGCGUGGUCUGGAGAUGAUGAACAAGGCUAUCGAGCUGGGCUCAGAUGCAGCGACGUUGUUGCCUCGCCCAGAUCAUGGUGCUCCUAUGGUGUCGGUUCCAAGUGUCAAACAGACUCCGGUUAAGGCGCGACCAGCGCGAACACAGGAGAUCACCUUCCGCUCAAUUGUGGAAGACUAUGCCUCUUCGCACAAUCUGCUCUUUAUCCCUAUUGGACGCGUACAUGAGAAGUCGAGGAUGCCGCUCUAUCGCGUGUCGCAGACGGCUGAUGGGAAGGGUGGUUUGUUGGUCUAUAUUCAGGACGAUGCUGUCUGGGCACAGGAUGGCGACGAAUACCGAGCGAUCACGUUGGAGACUAUGGUGCUCCGAGGCACUAAAGAAAAGUAG